GUGCGGGGUAUCCUGUCAACUCAGAACGAUGCGCUUGCAGGCACUUUUGCUACUUGUUUUGUUCCAGUGGUCCAUCUCAUCCCAUGGUAAAUGUCUUUACUUUUUUCAAAACAGAUUUUCUUUAUGUUGAAAGACUGCCUUUCAAAUUAGCUCGCGAUAUUCCAUGGUGCGAUUCAUCCUGUACAUUAAGUUUCUACAGCACUAUCAUGCGUACAGAUAAUAGUGAUCCAUUUUCAUGGAAAGUCUGUUAAAAGUCUGUUUUACACACUAUACUUUAUUUUCAUACACAUCAUUUUGCCGUCUCCGCCCGGAAAUAGCAAAUAGCAAAAAGAUUCUUUGCAGAUGACUUAAAUAAUUAACCCUAAAAUUGGGAGGUAGAUAUUGGUUUAAAUUGUGUUUAAUUAUUUUUUUUUUUUUUACAUAGACUGUUCCAUGCUUACGUACCUUAAACAGAAUUUCUAGUGUUUGUGCAUUUUGUCUACUUCCUUUGAGUUUCUCCUUUAAUGAUGUUUUCAGUUUUCGUCUUUUAUUUCAAAUCGUUUUAGGUUUUCUCAGUUCCAAUCUCUUCGUAAGAUUGUAUUUCCUAGUUGGAUUGUUACUGCUGGUUCAUUUGUUCAGUGGAUGCGCAUACGCUAUUCACAUUUACCACGUACAUUUCGAGAAAUAAGAAGAACGGUUUUGUUAAUUUGUGUCGCAGAAAAGUCUCGAAUCCUAGCUAUAUUGAAAAGUUGUUAUUUCAAGGAGCCCAAAAUCCUGUUGCCUUGUAAUUAAAACAAUCAAAUUAAGGCAAUACGUUCAUGAUAGAAAUAUGCAUUCAUUAUACUCUGUUCGUGACGAAAAUCAUGAACGUAUGUUACCCUCAACCCCACCUCCAGCCCCAUUCAACCGUACAAUGGUAGGGAAAAAAAUAAGGAAAUAAUUAUUAUCUGAAAUUUAAAAGUUUUGUUAAUAAUUGAUUAAUAGACAAUUAAUAGACGAUAUAAGAUACUUUUAAAGUCUCUAAAUUAUUUCGCCGUACAUUGACUGCUGCUGUGCAGUGUGAAAUAAGUGACUGGCUUGGCCAUUCAGUGUGGCUUUAAUGAGCAUACUAGGCUCGGGAGAGGGUAGAUUACCUAAUUCUUGCUAUUUUACAAAUCUUAUCACGUUUCACACCACAGCACCAUCCAAAUUGCUUUUGAGCAAUUUUGAGGCCUUUAAAAUGCUUGCAUAAUUACUAUAAUAAUUUCCUUUUCUUCAUUUUCAGUUGCUGUCUUGGAUGCUGUGGAAUCUCAAGAUCGUAAGUUAUUGUCCUGAGACCAGGAUCCGCAGUGGGGAAAUAUCGGCGAGCAAAACGAGCCGAGCGGUAGUCUGGGGAGGGGUUAAGGUGCUUUAACUGUCCCCUCUCCAGUUCGCAGAGCUGCUCGGCUCUCUUUACUCACCCUUUUUUUUGCUAUCAUGGAGCCUGGCCCCAGCCACUUAAGUUAUAACUGUCUUACAAAUACUGUACUAUAUCAGACACAGUAAAUGUGGAAUUAUUUGGCGCGGGAUGACAAUGACUGCUUUAACUGUUUAUGAUUAAUUUGACAUCUGUUUAUUACUAAUUCGAAAUUUACGAGGAUUUUUAUAAAAAGCCACUGAAGUGUGACUGGGUAAUUUUCGGCGGGCGUUGCAAUCGUUUUUUUUGAGAUAUACGUCUUAAAAUUCACAGUUACUUAAUUUUAAAAUGCUCUUUCAGUUCCCGCAAACAAAAUAUUCCAAAAGUGAACUGUUUUCAUGUUUAAAGAAAAGUUGAUCACGUGACUAACUAUUGCAAAAAGCCUAUUACGCUGGAUAAUAAUGAAAAGAGUAAUUUCCAUUUCUUUUAGAUUAAAUACCCUAAAGCUAGUUCUGUUAACAUUUGAUUGUGAAGCUGGCGUUAGUUAAACAAGUUGCAACUUGUGUGAAUAGAAUAGAACCGUUGUUGAACUGUUCUAAUUCAGCAACGUUCAGCAGCGUUCAAAAUUUCAUAUCGGGCGUAUUGCAGCAUUUAAGUGGCAUAAUACGUAGAUUACGCUGCUUUGUUGAAUAACAUGCACAGUUACAAAAUUAAGUGAUCACUUCAAAGCAGUUUUGUCUUCAUUGCUUUUGCCAUAGUUUUUAUCUAAGGUGACGUUGAUCAUUCGUUGAAUUUUUUUUUUUUUUCGAACUGAAUGUUGUAGCCUGUGGUGGAGCUGGAGUUACCAUCAGCGGGUCAUCAAGUGGAUUUGUCGCAAGCCCCAACUUUCCAAACAACUUUGAUCCACAAAAGAUAUGUGUUUGGACUAUCACAGUUCCAAGUGGGCGAGUCAAGUUGUCCUUCUUGAAUUUCACUUUAGAGAAAGGUCAGAACACAUAUUGUUCAGGCCCAAAUUUUGGUGGCGCCAGUCUUAUAAUCACGAAUGUUGCGUCAGAUGAUGGCCGCAGUCCAUUCCGGCUGUGUGGCCAAUCAAUACCUGAUCCUGUGUACUCAGAUACAAGCUCCAUUCAGAUUACAUUGAUAACAUCCACCAAUGCACUCCCAGGAUUCAACGCUUCGUAUGAGACAGUUACUAAUGACAUGCGUAAGUUCCUAUAGUCUUUGUUCACAGGUCCCGUCAUAUCAUACUAUUACAUAUUUUCAUAUCAUCAUCAUAUCCUACUAUUACAUAUUUUCGUUUAAUAAAUGAUUAUCAUUUUUUACAGAAUUUAUUCCCAGAAACAUUUAAUUCACAAAGAGCAUCUAUUUAAAAUAUCUAAGGCCGCGAAGAAUGUCUCGUAGCCAGCCCAUAGAUUUCAAUCCGUGGUGCUAACGAAAGGAUCCCAGCUUUGGAGAUGGUGCAUAUCGCAGUUAAAAUCCAUGUAAGGAAGGUUUAAACCCCCAUGGCCUCCUGCAGAAAGAACUGGAGGAAGGUAGUCCCCAAGAUUAGAGCAAACGAACUACAAAAAAAUCCCCACAGUUCCUAUAGUUAACUUUGAAACAAUGACACAGCUUUUGCAGCUGCAAAAAACAGAAGUCUUAAAACUGAAUUCAAGCUCGUGCAAGAUUCAAACCCUUGACCUCUGGGAUCAUGGGCGGUGCAGCACUCUACCAAUUGAGCUUACCGCGGAUUUCAAGAGAUAGGGAUGAUCGACCAGGGACAAAAAUCAAAACCAAAAAAAUCCCAGGGGCUUCAAACAAACCCCCCCCCCCAAAAUCCCUGGAUCAAAAUUUAACCCCCGAAAAAUCCCAUGCAUGCCGAAUUUCCGAGCCAUAAAAAUUUCCAGAACUCAGAGACAGUCGCAAAACAGCUUUGUUUUUAUUUUAAUCACGGAAGUAUCACGCGGGAGCUAUCACGAAUUUUCAGAUUGUUUUGAAUACCCAAGAAAAUCUGUAGUUUAAUCAAGCUACCCGAAAAAAUUCUUAACAAAAUUUUCCUACCCAAAAAAAUCCCAAAAUCAAAAUUUCAAACCCCAAAAAGUCCUUGGAUCAUCCGUGUCACUUGAAAUCCGGAUUAUCCCCGCUGGGCAGCGGGUAGUCUUUGAGUUGGCUCGUUAUAAAUUGAUGACGAGCGACGAUGAAAUAAUAAGUAAAUGAAAAUCAUAUACUUUAUCUUUAAGUGUGCCCAAGAGCUUUGAACGUGACGAAACUGUCAGGUGUUAUCAGCAGCCCAUUCUAUCCAAGGAAGUAUCCAGUUAACCAAAACUGUUUCUGGGAAAUCACUGCAAGCAAAGGCAAGCAUGUUAAGUUAGAAAUAACAGACAUGCAAAUUCACAGAUGUGGAUCAGAGGGAGCUUGUACGUGUGAUUAUUUGGAAAUUCGGCAUGGAUUUCUGGGUUCGAGUUUGACACCAGGUGCUGCAAGUGGGAAACUAUGUGUUGAUGACUCAUUUACUCCUCAGACAUAUUAUUCUACCAAUGAGCGCCUUAGUGUUAGGUUCUUUGCUGAUCGUAUAGCCUCAAAGCAACAUAGAGGAUUUACAGCAACUUACACUCAGCUAAACUUCACCCCUCCAGGUAUGUCUUUCUUAUUUCAAAUUAUUAUCAAAGUAGCGUAAUUUCCCUGUGUUGUAAUUUUGAAUCCUAAACAUAGCUUUUGCAAUACUGUAUGUGUUUGUAUGGUCAUGCAAAUAUAGAUCGUUGUUGUUGUUGUAUAUUUCAAAUCCAUUUUGAACCAAAUUUUUAUGUUCGAUGUAACCGUGGCGUUUCAAUAGUUUCUUUCUCAGCAGCGUGUUAAUCAAGCAAAUUAGCUGUAGGAUACUAUUUAGGGACUCUUUAGAUCAAUUUUUUGUAUAGUGUAGUUAGUUAGUUGCGUAGUCAUUCUUAUCUUAAUUUAGUUUUUAUCCUUAUAUUAUGUUAUUUUGAAAGGACCCCUUUGAUAACAGUGCUCUUGCACUGAAGGGCUAUCCUGUAUGAAUAUUCGUUAUUAUUAUUAUUAUUAUUAUUAUUAGAAAAUGGUUCAGGUAUUUAAAAAAAUAGUUGUCUCAUGUAUAAACAAGAAGUUGCUCAAAUUAUUUAAAUUUCACCAGAAAGGCACUAUCACCCUGAGUCAACGUAAGAAACUGAGAACCACUUGGUAAACCCUUUAUUUCGUUUAAAUAAAUGAACUAUAGCCACUGGUAGCCAUUGGUUUUUCAUUAAGUGAAAUAUAUGAAUGCAGAAAUGAUCUUUUUUUAGAAUGCCCUUCGGCUGCUAUCCAGCUGUCUGGUAAUGGAUCAUUCAGCAGCCUCAAAUACCCUGUCGCGAACUACCCCUCAGGCAGAACUUGUUUCUGGAUCAUUACUGCAUCUCUUGGAAAACGUGUAAAGGUACAAAUCAUAGAUUUUCAGAUGGGCCUAUGCGAUGAUUGCAGCUCUAAUAUUUGUAGCCGCUUGGAGUUCUACGAUGGUCCUACGGCAAAUUCGUCGUCCUUGGGUCGUCUGUGCACCAACUCGGAGCUCACAGCAAUGAUCUCAAGUGGUAACCAAAUGUUUGUUAAAUUCUAUUCGUCGUUCACACCAGAUCGAGGUUUUCUAGCAGAGUACUCCGAAUCUCAUGAACCGCCUUCACCAACAUCAACGCAUACGUCGUCGCCAACAAGU
This is a messenger RNA of Porites lobata, 5033 nucleotides long. NCBI's taxonomy places the organism in Eukaryota, Metazoa, Cnidaria, Anthozoa, Scleractinia, Poritidae. The record is from the annotation of a GenBank genome assembly.